AUGUUACGAACUGAAACUGUUACGGAUGGAGUAUAUGCAUCAUUUGGUUUUCAGGAGCAUUUGAUGCAUGUAUCAGCAAUGCAUUUUGGCUACACGGUUGAAGAGGCGCUAUCGAAACUAGACAGACGUGACAAAGAAGACGUACGUGAGAGAUGCAAAACCUUUCUUGUUAUUUUGUGUUCCGAAUUACAGAAAAGGUUGCCAAAACAGAUCACAUUCCUUAAAGCCGUGGUGAAGUUGUCUCCAGAAAUAGCCACUUCUCAAGUGAAACCUACAUUAGUUGACAUAUUACAAAAUGUUCAAAGGGCUGAAGUAUAUGGUUGUAAACAAGAGGUAGAAAUGGAAUGGAAUAAUUUGCAAAACAAAUCUUGGAAAAAUACGACGCGUUGUACUGAUUUUUGGGCUGAGGUUCAGGGGGACACAGACGCUGGGGGUAAUAAAAGAUUCCCUAAUGUCUCUAAAUUAGCAUUGUCUCUUUUGUCGGCGCCUAUAUCUAAUGCAGCCGUAGAAAGGGCCUUUUCUCUAUACUCAGUCGUCAAAACAAAGCUUAGGAAUAGGCUAUACCUGCCUAUGAUACAGAAUAUAAUGACUGUAAGAUACAAUUUAAACAUAUUUCACAAAUCUUGUGUUAACUUCACUCCUUCAAAAACAAUGUUGGACAAAUUUAAUAAUAGCAUGUAUGACAAAAAAGAUAGUGAUGCAGAGGAUACUUUUAUUGUUAUGUGCCAAUAA
This is a messenger RNA of Parnassius apollo (apollo), 732 nucleotides long. The record is from the annotation of a GenBank genome assembly. NCBI's taxonomy places the organism in Eukaryota, Metazoa, Arthropoda, Insecta, Lepidoptera, Papilionidae.